Trichomonas vaginalis G3 is the source of this 879-nucleotide messenger RNA. RefSeq lists its product as uncharacterized. The transcript has a single exon. The coding region runs from base 1 to 879 and encodes 292 amino acids. The record is from RefSeq and is a predicted model, not a curated record. Lineage: Eukaryota; Parabasalia; Trichomonadida; Trichomonadidae.
AUGAAUCAUGUUUAUAAAUAUGAUCGCAAAUUCCAACAAAUCGGACUUCCUGCCAAAUUAAUUACAAGCUUAGCCGCUACAUCUGCUGACGCAACAGUUGAUGACGUUAUUAUUUCAUGCACAAAGAUGGAAGUUUUAGAGGAUAAAUGCAUUACACCAGGAUAUGGUUUAAUUGAAGAAUCAGUUAAAGCAAUACCACGUUUAUUCAGUAAGGAAGAUCCAUUCAUGAUUCCAGCUCAACAUAUUGACGUUCGUUCACUAAAUGGAGGUUGCAUCACUCCUGAAGGUAUCAGCUCAGAUUUCUCAUACGCUCUUCAUAAUGUUACAGAUGUUGUGUUAACAUUUCCGAAGAAUGCAAUGCAAAGAACAGUUUUAGAAAAUCCAAUGCUUCGAGGUCUUCAGGUCACUAUAGAUUCCAGAAACUUCCCCGAUCAAGCGAUGACCACAGUGGGUGACAUAUUCUUUACACGUAUGCUUCAAGCUUCUGAUUUAGAUGGAGUGAAUGAAUGCACAGAAGAAUACGAGGACUCAUUAACUAGACCACUGAAUGAUGAUAAUGGCACGCCAUUAGCUAGAACAUGGAAAGACCAAACUUCAUUCUUAUGCACUAUUCCAGUUCAACGUGAUGGAGCGGGUAUAUUCUUUGAUGGAUUAGAAACUUUCAAUUCACAAGUUACAGUACAAGUGAAAGCUUAUCCAAUCAUUCAGGGUGUAAAUGACACUUACUGUUCAAAGGUGACAAAUCCUCCUCAGGUUUGGUUUACUAGGACUACAUAUUGGACAUGGACACCGGAUGAAGGUUUGAAAUAUCAUCCAACAGGUACACCACCACAGUAUAGAAGUUCAUAUGAUGAAAUAUUGAUGAAUAGAAAUGUUUAA